Oncorhynchus nerka (sockeye salmon) is the source of this 1050-nucleotide messenger RNA. RefSeq names its product histidine-rich glycoprotein-like. The coding region runs from base 1 to 1050 and encodes 349 amino acids. NCBI's taxonomy places the organism in Eukaryota, Metazoa, Chordata, Actinopteri, Salmoniformes, Salmonidae. The record is from RefSeq and is a predicted model, not a curated record. The transcript has a single exon.
AUGACACAUCGCGACACAUCACAUCACAACGACACAACACCACGAUCACAUCACAACGACACAUCACGACACAACGACACAUCACGACACAACGACACAUCACGACACCACGACACAUCACGCACCACGACACAUCACGGCACCACGACACAUCACGACACAUCACAACGACACAUCACGGCACCACACACAUCACAUCACGACACCACGACACAUCACGGCACCACGACACAUCACGACACAACGACAUCACAUCACAACGACACAUCACGACACCACGACACAUCACGGCACCACGACACAUCACAUCACAACGACACAUCACGACACAACGACACAUCACAUCACAACGACACAUCACGACACAACGACAUCACAUCACAACGACACAUCACGACACCCACGACACAUCACGGCACCCACGACACAUCACGGCACCACGACACAUCACGACACCACGACAUCACAUCACGACACAUCACGACACCACAUCACAUCACGACACCGACACAUCACAUCACGACACAACGACACAUCACAUCACAUCACCACGACACAUCACGACACCACGACACAUCACGGCACCACGACACAUCACAUCACGACACAACGACACAUCACGACACAACGACACAUCACAUCACGACACAACGACACAUCCGACACCACAUCACGACACAACGACACAUCACGACACAACGACACAUCACGACACACAUCACGACACAACGACACAUCACAUCACAACGACACAUCACGACACCACGACACAUCACAUCACAACGACACAUCACGACACCACGACACAUCACGACACAUCACAUCACGACACCACAUCACGACACAACGACACAUCACGACACAACGACACAUCACGACACCACAUCACGACACGACACAUCACAUCACGACACCACAUCACGACACAGCGACACAUCACGACACCACGACACAUCACAUCACAACGACACAUCACGACACCACAUCACAUCACGACACAUCACGACACAACGACACAUCACAACACUACGACACAUCACGACACGAUGA